CUUCACUGCUUCACUGUUUUUUCUCUGUAUCCUAAUAGUCUCACUAACAUUAUUGCUAUUUUGCUAUUUUUCACUGAGAUAUUUGGAAAACCAAGACAUUAUCAACUCCGAAUGGGGUUCGAAGACUUGGAACCCAUUUUUGGCCAACCCAAGGCAGAGUGGUCAGCUCCAAACUCCACCCCACUGCGCCCAUUAUUGUUCCAUGUUCAUGCUCUGGACCCUUCUCGCCUCAGAGUCCUUGUCACUGAUUUUCAUUCUAACACUUACGAGGCCGUUCGCUCAGUUCAACACCUCGAGGACAUGCGGGAUAACAUUGGGAUCGGGGGCUCGUGGGCUGAGUUUAUAGACUACGUCACAAGUUCCUUAAAAUCUGGAGAUGUCAAGCUUGUUCUGGAGGGGCAGUCAAAUUCAGGAGGUGCUGCACAUGCAAAAUUAAUUGCUCAGAAAUCCAAAGGAAUGCCACUGAUUUCUAUUUCUCUUGCUAAACUUCUGGAUGCUACUUCUAUUGAGGCCAUUGCCAAUUUUUCACUGGAGCUCUAUAAAGCAUUCAAAAGCAUCCAUAGUUCACUAGUAAAUGAGCAAGAGCGCUGCUAUGAGUUGACGAAGGUUAUAUCCGCAGAACAGGAAAAGAACGGAAGUAUCCAGAGGCAACUGGACACAGUUCUGUAUUCAAAAAGGCAGAAGUCAUUUAGGAUUAAUGACACAGCAACUUCUGAUUCUUUGUCAGUUACAUCAUUGCAACAUUCUCCUGAUAAGCAAGCAGCUCAAAGUCCAGCCUCAGCAAAAGUAACUCGCCGUGUUGUACCAGCAUAUCGCAGGGCAAAAGUCAGGGGAUUUCUUUUGCAGGAUACCGAAAAUGAUGCAGAAAAUUAGAAAGGAUAUGACACCUUGGUUGCAAGUUUGGCCAGGAAAGAUUUCUUAAAAGUACAGUUAUCUCGUCUGUUAUGCUGUUACAACAGAUAUCACGCCAAAAGGAAAGUGAAAAAGUUCAUUUAGUACUUAGGGCAGUUUAUCAAAUAGGUUUUUUGUCAAUCCUAUGAAACCAGUUCAUUGAGGAUACAAAUGUAUGUUUGGUCAUAUUUCCACUGAACAAAAUAAGAGAAUUUGUACAUCAGGAUGUUGUGAUGCAUUUACUAAAUUGUUGCUGCUUGUAUAGUAUAUCUUUUGAUGUGUUGGUUAGUUACUCGUUUAUGAAUGCAAAUUAGAAGUCGAUGCAGAUUUGUCUUGUGGUUCAGUUGGAUUAUGUUGUCAAAGUUGGAAAACAUAAAAUGUUUUUGGCUCAGGAACAUAUUUCAAUUAUGUUGUCAUUGUCGUACGCAUGUUCUGUGUGUGUGUGUUGGGG
This is a messenger RNA of Ilex paraguariensis (yerba mate), 1342 nucleotides long. The record is from the annotation of a GenBank genome assembly. NCBI's taxonomy places the organism in Eukaryota, Viridiplantae, Streptophyta, Magnoliopsida, Aquifoliales, Aquifoliaceae.